Messenger RNA from Peromyscus eremicus (cactus mouse), 1127 nucleotides. It is a transcript of the gene Prmt9, whose product is annotated as protein arginine methyltransferase 9. The transcript has 5 exons. The coding region runs from base 452 to 1018 and encodes 188 amino acids. Lineage: Eukaryota; Metazoa; Chordata; Mammalia; Rodentia; Cricetidae. The record is from RefSeq and is a predicted model, not a curated record.
ACAGUGCCCCUCCCACGUGUAAAUAGUAUGGACCAACCUGGAGUUUUUCAUGCGGCUCUGCCCUGUUUACUAAACCCCCUUUUCUACAAAAUAUGUGAAUAAAAAGCCAUUUUGAUUCUUAAAAAAAAAAAAAAAAGAAAGAAAAUGCCUCCAUAAGAUGGAGCUAUAGACUACUGGAUAAAGCCUGGGGACCGUGUGACAAUGGAAGCAUCUUGUCAGGACUGUUACCUGAGAAUCCAGAGCAUCAAUAUCCUGAAUUUGGAACAUGAAAUGGAAGUUAUAAAAAAUUUUACCAAGAGUAAAGACUUGCUCUCUCUAGGGAAUGAGGCUGAGCUCUGCAGUGCUCUAGCUAACCUUCAGACCAGUAGAGCAGAUGCUCUGGAGCAGACCUGUGUGUUAGAACCUACAGAUUGCUUUGCUCAAUAACAUUCCAUAUCAUGAAGGCUUUAAGAUGGCGAUGAGGAAGGUGUUGUCUUCACUGGCCCCAGAGAAGCUGUGCCAGCCUGUGGAUCCUCCCGGAAGGAGGAGGACUCCAGGAGUCCCUAGGCCCUGCCGUGGCCUUGGUAUACAGAAGAUACUUUCCUGUUCCCUUGACUGUGAGAAGACUCCGUGGUUAGGAGCUUUGUACCAAAAACCAAGAGAGCAGCAGCACCAAAGCCAAGAGGAGAUCAAAUCCAGAGUACCUAUCCGUGUAUUUCUGGAUUUAUCUUCAUUGCCAUGUAUCCCUUUAAGCCAGCUAGUGGAACUCUUAAGAUUAGAUCUGAUGACUCUGUAUUUGAACACUUCCAAUAGAGAAGUAAAGGUCCGCAUUUGUAGGUCUGGACGAGUGACCGCUGUCCCAUUUUGGUUUCAUUUGUGCCUUGAUGAUGAAGUCAGAUUGGACACCUCAGGCGAAGCCUCCCACUGGAAACAAGCUGCCGUGGUCCUGGAAAAUCCCAUCCGGGUGCAAGUGGGGAAGGAGCUUGUGCUCAGUGUUGAGCAUCACAAAAGCAAUGUCAGCAUCACAGUGAAGCAGUGAGCGAGACUCUAAUCAUAAAAUGAGUGUGUAAAAUCCUUGUCAUGGUCAAGAAUGGUUAAGGGUGGCUUAAGUAACCAUGGUUAAUAAAGCACAUGGUGACAGCCUUAAA